Molecule: messenger RNA, 33399 nt
Organism: Trichobilharzia regenti
Lineage: Eukaryota; Metazoa; Platyhelminthes; Trematoda; Strigeidida; Schistosomatidae
Source: the annotation of a GenBank genome assembly
AUGACAUACAUGGAGGAUGUUGGUGUAGCCCACUUGACUGUGCAUCAAGUGAGCCCGAGUGAUUCAGGCGACUAUCAGUGUGUGGUUGUAGGUGAAGUGAUUGAAGCGAAGACAGGUGAACGUUCUGUGAAGACGAUUAUGUCAACAUCACAUGUUACUAUUGAAGAAGACCUGCCCGAAGAAACUCUUGCACCAAUUGAAACGAGUGAACCAGAACAAUCAACUAUUGUCCCAGUACAACCUGCUGAUUUGUGCUUUGUAAAGCCAAUUACACCACAACUAAAUAUUGUGUCUGAGCAGGAAAGACAACUUGAACUGGAAUGCCAAUUUCAAGCUGAUUUGAAACCAGUUGAAGUACAAUGGAAACUAGACGGGAAGGAGUUGACUCAAUCCGACCGAAUUGAAAUGACAUACAUGGAGGAUGUUGGUGUAGCCCACUUGACUGUGCAUCAAGUGAGCCCGAGUGAUUCAGGCGACUAUCAGUGUGUGGUUGUUGGUGAAGUGAUUGAAGCGAAGACAGGUGAACGUUCUGUGAAGACGAUUAUGUCAACAUCACAUGUUAUUAUUGAAGAAGUUGUACCAGAAGACAAUCUCAGUUCCCCAGUGAUCAUAAACGAGUUAACACCAUUGAGUAUUUCUGAAGGAGAGGAGAUUUAUUUGACAGCUGUUGUCAAAGGCAAUCCACAACCAACUGAUGUCACUUGGAAACACAAUGGUAAUGUCCUUCAACCAGAUAGUACAGAUGCUGCCAUCUUUUAUAGUCCAGAGACAGGAGUUUGUGAACUGACAAUAUCUGAAGCAUUUCCUGAAGAUUCGGGAGUUUAUUCUGUUGAAGCACAAAAUAAUAUUGGUACCGCUAUCAGUCAGACCGAAGUAGUUGUAUUAGUAGAGGUAAGGACACAGCCAAGUGUUUUACAGGAAGAUGAUAUAAAAGUAGUUGACACAAUAAAUGAUAGUGUAGAAUUAGAGAAACAAACUGUUCUAAAAGAUAUAGAGCAAACUGAAAGAACAGAAAUGUACUCACCUAUUGAGACGCUACCAGAAAUCCAUCAAGCAGCAGUAUAUGAACACAUAGCAGAGGAAACAGAAUUCGAAGUAGAUUUAGAAGAACCAUUAGAAAUGGAUGACGCUGAGUUUUCGCUUGAGGAAGGCGUCACACCAACACAUGCAAUAGUCCUAGAUGUUCUUAUACCCCAUGAUUCUAUAAGUGUAGAUGAGACCAGUAUCAGCGUAGAGGAGGCGGAAAAAGCUCAAUCGAUUCCCAGUUUGACUGAGAUCUCCUUACAUGAUGUAACUCAGACAGGAAUUUCAGAAACAAGUUUAAUAGAAUUCAAGCCAGUUCAAUCCCAAGAAUACAUCAAAACGGAAACAAUAUCAAAUAUGGAAGACAAGGACGAUGUGCCGAGUGAAGAUUCCAUCAAAAUACAGGAAACGACCCCGCAAAUAGUGGAGAUAAUAACAGAAGAACAGGUGGGAGAAGCUGAAGACACAUUGACGACGACAGCCGAGGAUGUUGUUGUACAAGAAGGGAAAGAGACUGUGACAAAGUCUAUGGAUUGGGCGUCGGAGGGUGUGAGUGAGAUGGAUGAGUCUGACGGUGCGGAGAGUGCGGUUGUGGUGGAACAGCCGAGUGAGGCAGCCGUGGCAGUUUCCGAGGAGCCGACGAAGGUGGAGAAGGCAGAGGAGGCUCCUGUGCAUGAGGUCGAUGUGGAGGAGGUACCUGUGGAAGAGGAGACAGCUCCUGUUUCCGUUGUGGGUGAAGCUGAAGACACAUUGACGACGACAGCCGAGGAUGUUGUUGUACAAGAAGGGAAAGAGACUGUGACAAAGUCUAUGGAUUGGGCGUCGGAGGGUGUGAGUGAGAUGGAUGAGUCUGACGGUGCGGAGAGUGCGGUUGUGGUGGAACAGCCGAGUGAGGCAGCCGUGGCAGUUUCCGAGAAGCCGACGAAGGUGGAGAAGGCAGAGGAGGCUCCUGUGCAUGAGGUCGAUGUGGAGGAGGUACCUGUGGAAGAGGAGACAGCUCCUGUUUCCGUUGUGAGUGAAGGAGAGGCGGAGGUGACGGAUGUGAAGAGCACGGUUGGAGUGACGGAGGAGUCUGCAAUACAAUUGGAACAAGUGACCGUCGGUGUGAAGCAGAUGGUGGAAUCGAAGGAGACGGUGACUGUGAAGAUGGAGGAACGCAUUGUGCAGGAGAAGGAGGAGAAGUUGGCUACUUCUGAGGUGGGUGAAGCUGAAGACACAUUGACGACGACAGCCGAGGAUGUUGUUGUACAAGAAGGGAAAGAGACUGUGACAAAGUCUAUGGAUUGGGCGUCGGAGGGUGUGAGUGAGAUGGAUGAGUCUGACGGUGCGGAGAGUGCGGUUGUGGUGGAACAGCCGAGUGAGGCAGCCGUGGCAGUUUCCGAGAAGCCGACGAAGGUGGAGAAGGCAGAGGAGGCUCCUGUGCAUGAGGUCGAUGUGGAGGAGGUACCUGUGGAAGAGGAGACAGCUCCUGUUUCCGUUGUGAGUGAAGGAGAGGCGGAGGUGACGGAUGUGAAGAGCACGGUUGGAGUGACGGAGGAGUCUGCAAUACAAUUGGAACAAGUGACCGUCGGUGUGAAGCAGAUGGUGGAAUCGAAGGAGACGGUGACUGUGAAGAUGGAGGAACGCAUUGUGCAGGAGAAGGAGGAGAAGUUGGCUACUUCUGAGGUGGGUGAAGCUGAAGACACAUUGACGACGACAGCCGAGGAUGUUGUUGUACAAGAAGGGAAAGAGACUGUGACAAAGUCUAUGGAUUGGGCGUCGGAGGGUGUGAGUGAGAUGGAUGAGUCUGACGGUGCGGAGAGUGCGGUUGUGGUGGAACAGCCGAGUGAGGCAGCCGUGGCAGUUUCCGAGAAGCCGACGAAGGUGGAGAAGGCAGAGGAGGCUCCUGUGCAUGAGGUCGAUGUGGAGGAGGUACCUGUGGAAGAGGAGACAGCUCCUGUUUCCGUUGUGAGUGAAGGAGAGGCGGAGGUGACGGAUGUGAAGAGCACGGUUGGAGUGACGGAGGAGUCUGCAAUACAAUUGGAACAAGUGACCGUCGGUGUGAAGCAGAUGGUGGAAUCGAAGGAGACGGUGACUGUGAAGAUGGAGGAACGCAUUGUGCAGGAGAAGGAGGAGAAGUUGGCUACUUCUGAGGCUAAGCCCGAGAAAGUGCCGAAGAUAAAUGCUCCUUCAAGUCCAAUAAAUGUAAGAAUUGUUAUCACUCCACCGGAAUCUUCAGAUUCUAAGCCAAAACUUCAGAUAACUUGGGAACAGCCUGAUGAUGCACCAGUCAGUAAUUUCUAUAUUGAACUGAAACCGGUAGAUUCUAAACAAUGGCAAGAUGUAUCAGCUGACUUCACUAUAACCGAACCUCAUGCAACACUUCCAACUGAUAAUUUGCAAGAAUUUGUUAGUUAUGAAUUUCGAGUUAUUGCAGAAAACGAAGCAGGCAAAAGUCCACCAUCUAGUUCAUCAAAUUCAAUUGAAUUAGGUUCACCGCUACAAUUCAUACGUCCACUAACCGAUCUUACCAUAACUGAAACAACGACCGAUACCACUGUUGUAUUGGAGUGUGAAUUGUCUCGGUCACCUCGUGAAAAAGUCAAGUGGAUGAAGAACGGUCAACCAUUAACUAAAUUGCCUAAGAAUAUAAAAAUAGAAGAAUUGGACGACGGAAAAAUUAAUCGACUUGUAAUCCAAAAUAUCACUGAAGAAGAUUUAGGCGUCUACUCUAUACAGGUGGAAUCAUUGAAGAGUGAAGCGAAAAUUGACAUGAAAAUACCACCAACACUGAGAUUGUCAGACUCAUUCUCCGAUCGUGUCAUCAUGAAAGCAGGAUCAGCUGCUGUCUUCGAAAUCCCAUUCAUCGCCAGUCCAAAACCAAAGGUCGAGUGGAAAUGGAGACCGAGAACACGUCCUGACGCCGAGCUCGGUGCACCUCAGACUCCACGAUUCAAGCCUGAUGUGGUGUCUGGAUUGACGUCACUUCCUGUGAGCAAGGUGAAGCGUGAGGAUGCUGGUGAGUACAGUGUGGUGAUCAGUAACGAGUUGGGUGAGGUGUCGGUGAGUAUCGAGUUGAUAGUGUUGGACAAGCCGUCAGUUCCGCGUAAUUUGGAGGUGAGUGAGAACACUGGUGAGAGUGUGUUGUUCAGUUGGAGUGAGCCAGAAUUCGUGGGUGUGGCACCGGGUGUUGAUGUGAGUCAGGAGUUGUUGUAUGUGGUUGAGAUGCGUGAGUCUAGUCAACGUGCUAGUCGUUCGGUGAGUGUGACGAGUGAGUUGAGUGUGAGGAUUGAUGGUCUUCAGUUGAACAAGUCGUAUGUGUUUAGUGUGGCGGCGAAGAAUGAUGUUGGUCAAUCGGAGUUUGCAGAGACGAAGCCAGUUUCAACGAAGUUGGAAUAUGGUCCACCGCCUAGUCCAGUCAAUGUGAAAGCAGUUGUCAAUCCACAGAAAGCAUCAAUCAAAGAUCAAACUAUCGAAUUGACAUGGGAACAACCAAGUGAUCAGGUGUCGGCUUCUGGACCUGUCACCAACUUCUACAUCGAAAUGAAGCCGACAGAUUCAACGCGUUGGCAGGAUGUUUAUGAAUUUCGUGUAACGGCGGAGAAUAAAGCAGGGAAGAGUAAACCAUCAUCACCUUCGAAUUCGAUUGAAUUAGGUAUUCCUCUGGAAUUCAUACGUCCACUAACAGAUUACACAGCCACUCAACUCAGUGGCGAACCUGUUACUCUAGAAUGUGAAUUAUCUCGUGCAUCACGUGAAAAAGUCCAAUGGUUAAAAGACGGUAAAGUAUUAAGUCGACUACCUGAUCGAAUCAAAAUUGAAGAAUUAGAUAAUGGGAAAGUUCAUCGUAUUGUAUUCAAUCCAAUAAGUGAAGAUGAUUUAGGUGUAUAUUCGAUACGAGUGGAAAAAUUGUCUUCACAAGCCACCCUGGAUAUGAAGAUUCCACCAACACUGAGAUUGUCAGACUCAUUCUCCGAUCGUGUCAUCAUGAAAGCAGGAUCAGCUGCUGUCUUCGAAAUCCCAUUCAUCGCCAGUCCAAAACCAAAAGUCGAGUGGAAAUGGAGACCGAGAACACGUCCUGACGCCGAGCUCGGUGCACCUCAGACUCCACGAUUCAAGCCUGAUGUGGUGUCUGGAUUGACGUCACUUCCUGUGAGCAAGGUGAAGCGUGAGGAUGCUGGUGAGUACAGUGUGGUGAUCAGUAACGAGUUGGGUGAGGUGUCGGUGAGUAUCGAGUUGAUAGUGUUGGACAAGCCGUCAGUUCCGCGUAAUUUGGAGGUGAGUGAGAACACUGGUGAGAGUGUGUUGUUCAGUUGGAGUGAGCCAGAAUUCGUGGGUGUGGCACCGGGUGUUGAUGUGAGUCAGGAGUUGUUGUAUGUGGUUGAGAUGCGUGAGUCUAGUCAACGUGCUAGUCGUUCGGUGAGUGUGACGAGUGAGUUGAGUGUGAGGAUUGAUGGUCUUCAGUUGAACAAGUCGUAUGUGUUUAGUGUGGCGGCGAAGAAUGAUGUUGGUCAAUCGGAGUUUGCAGAGACGAAGCCAGUUUCAACGAAGUUAGAAUACGGUCCACCGCCUAGUCCAAUCAAUGUGAAAGCAGUCGUCAAUCCACAGAAAGCAUCAAUCAAAGAUCAAACUAUCGAAUUGACAUGGGAACAACCAAGUGAUCAGGUGUCGGCUUCUGGACCUGUCACCAACUUCUACAUCGAAAUGAAGCCGACAGAUUCAACGCGUUGGCAGGAUGUGUCAGCCGACUUCACAAUCACUGAACCACAUUUCACACUUCCUACUGAAAAAAUGCAAGAGUUUGUUAGUUAUGAAUUUCGUGUAACGGCGGAGAAUAAAGCAGGGAAGAGUAAACCAUCAUCACCUUCGAAUGCAGUUGAGUUAGGUAUGCCGCUUGAAUUCAUUCGUCCAUUGGAAGAUGUAACUAUAAAAGAAAUAACAAGUGAGCCAGUCAUACUGGAAUGUGAACUAUCUCGAACUCCGCGUGAAAAACUUCAAUGGUAUAAAGAUGGUAUAACACUUAGUCGACUACCAGAGAGGAUAAAAAUUGAAGAACAAGAAAAUGGAAAGAUUCACCGAAUAGUUUUCUCGCCAUUGACCGAAGAAGAUCUAGGAAAAUAUACCGUAAAAGUGGAGAAUUUAGCAAGUGAAGCGAACGUCGAUAUGAAAAGUCCACCGCCAAGUCCAAUCAAUGUGAAAGCAGUCGUCAAUCCACAGAAAGCAUCAGUCAAAGAUCAAACUAUCGAAUUGACAUGGGAACAACCAAGUGAUCAGGUGUCGGCUUCUGGACCUGUCACCAACUUCUACAUCGAAAUGAAGCCGACAGAUUCAACGCGUUGGCAGGAUGUGUCAGCCGACUUCACAAUCACUGAACCACAUUUCACACUUCCUACUGAAAAAAUGCAAGAGUUUGUUAGUUAUGAAUUUCGUGUAACGGCGGAGAAUAAAGCAGGGAAGAGUAAACCAUCAUCACCUUCGAAUUCGAUUGAAUUAGGUAUCCCACUUGAAUUCAUCAGACCACUAACUGAUGUCACCAUAUCAAACGUCACCGAUCAACCUGUCAUUCUCGAAUGUGAACUGUCUCGUACACCUCGCGAUAAAGUCCAAUGGCUGAAGGAUGGAAAACCAAUCGGUCGUCUUCCUGACAGAGCGACAAUUGAGGAAUUGGAGAAUGGAAGAGUUCACCGUGUGAAGUUCACCUCAGUGACGGAUGACGAUUUGGGUGUGUACUGUAUACGAGCUGAGAAAUUGUCGAGUGAAUGUCGACUAGAUAUGAAGGUUCCACCAACACUGAGAUUGUCAGACUCAUUCUCCGAUCGUGUCAUCAUGAAAGCAGGAUCAGCUGCUGUCUUCGAAAUCCCAUUCAUCGCCAGUCCAAAACCAAAGGUCGAGUGGAAAUGGAGACCGAGAACACGUCCUGACGCCGAGCUCGGUGCACCUCAGACUCCACGAUUCAAGCCUGAUGUGGUGUCUGGAUUGACGUCACUUCCUGUGAGCAAGGUGAAGCGUGAGGAUGCUGGUGAGUACAGUGUGGUGAUCAGUAACGAGUUGGGUGAGGUGUCGGUGAGUAUCGAGUUGAUAGUGUUGGACAAGCCGUCAGUUCCACGUAAUUUGGAGGUGAGUGAGAACACUGGUGAGAGUGUGUUGUUCAGUUGGAGUGAGCCAGAAUUCGUGGGUGUGGCACCGGGUGUUGAUGUGAGUCAGGAGUUGUUGUAUGUGGUUGAGAUGCGUGAGUCUAGUCAACGUGCUAGUCGUUCGGUGAGUGUGACGAGUGAGUUGAGUGUGAGGAUUGAUGGUCUUCAGUUGAACAAGUCGUAUGUGUUUAGUGUGGCGGCGAAGAAUGAUGUUGGUCAAUCGGAGUUUGCAGAGACGAAGCCAGUUUCAACGAAGUUGGAAUAUGGUCCACCGUCUAGUCCAAUCAAUGUGAAAGCAGUCGUCAAUCCACAGAAAGCAUCAAUCAAAGAUCAAACUAUCGAAUUGACAUGGGAACAACCAAGUGAUCAGGUAUCGGCUUCUGGACCUGUCACCAACUUCUACAUCGAAAUGAAGCCGACAGAUUCAACGCGUUGGCAGGAUGUGUCAGCCGACUUCACAAUCACUGAACCACAUUUCACACUUCCUACUGAAAAAAUGCAAGAGUUUGUUAGUUAUGAAUUUCGUGUAACGGCGGAGAAUAAAGCAGGGAAGAGUAAACCAUCAUCACCUUCGAAUUCCAUUGAGUUAGGUAUCCCACUUGAAUUCAUCAGACCAUUAACUGAUGUCACCAUAUCAAACGUCACCGAUCAACCUGUCAUUCUCGAAUGUGAACUGUCUCGUACACCUCGCGAUAAAGUCCAAUGGCUGAAGGAUGGAAAACCAAUCGGUCGACUUCCUGACAGAGCGACAAUUGAGGAAUUGGAGAAUGGAAGAGUUCACCGUGUGAAGUUCACCUCAGUGACGGAUGACGAUUUGGGUGUGUACUGUAUACGAGCUGAGAAAUUGUCGAGUGAAUGUCGACUAGAUAUGAAGGUUCCACCAACACUGAGAUUGUCAGACUCAUUCUCCGAUCGUGUCAUCAUGAAAGCAGGAUCAGCUGCUGUCUUCGAAAUCCCAUUCAUCGCCAGUCCAAAACCAAAGGUCGAGUGGAAAUGGAGACCGAGAACACGUCCUGACGCCGAGCUCGGUGCACCUCAGACUCCACGAUUCAAGCCUGAUGUGGUGUCUGGAUUGACGUCACUUCCUGUGAGCAAGGUGAAGCGUGAGGAUGCUGGUGAGUACAGUGUGGUGAUCAGUAACGAGUUGGGUGAGGUGUCGGUGAGUAUCGAGUUGAUAGUGUUGGACAAGCCGUCAGUUCCGCGUAAUUUGGAGGUGAGUGAGAACACUGGUGAGAGUGUGUUGUUCAGUUGGAGUGAGCCAGAAUUCGUGGGUGUGGCACCGGGUGUUGAUGUGAGUCAGGAGUUGUUGUAUGUGGUUGAGAUGCGUGAGUCUAGUCAACGUGCUAGUCGUUCGGUGAGUGUGACGAGUGAGUUGAGUGUGAGGAUUGAUGGUCUUCAGUUGAACAAGUCGUAUGUGUUUAGUGUGGCGGCGAAGAAUGAUGUUGGUCAAUCGGAGUUUGCAGAGACGAAGCCAGUUUCAACGAAGUUGGAAUAUGGUCCACCGCCUAGUCCAGUCAAUGUGAAAGCAGUCGUCAAUCCACAGAAAGCAUCAAUCAAAGAUCAAACUAUCGAAUUGACAUGGGAACAGCCGAGUGAUAAGAUUUCUGCUGCCGGACCAAUCACUAAUUUCUACAUUGAAUUAAAACCAACAGAUUCAACUCAAUGGCAAAGUGUUUCAGCCGAUUUCACAAUCACCGAACCAAAUUUCACACUACCUACCGAUAAAAUGCAAGAGUUUGUUAGUUAUGAAUUUCGUGUAACGGCGGAGAAUAAGGCUGGGAAAAGCAAGCCAUCUUCACCAUCGAACACUGUUCAGCUAGGUAUCCCACUUGAAUUUAUUCGACCACUAACUGAUGUUACUGUCAGUGAAGUUCCUCAAGAACCCGUAAUGCUAGAAUGUGAAUUGUCUCGUUCCCCUCGUGACAAAGUACAGUGGUUAAAGGAUGUAAAACCGUUAAAUCUUCUAUCCAAGCGGAUCUCAGUAGAAGAAUCGGACGAUGGUAGAAUUCAUAGAAUCAAGUUCCCAACAUUAACUGAUGACGAUUUGGGUGUCUAUACAAUUAAAGUUGAGAAAUUAUCUAGCGAAGCAAAGUUAACUAUGAAAGUGCCACCAACAUUGAGAUUGUCAGACUCAUUCUCCGAUCGUGUCAUCAUGAAAGCAGGAUCAGCUGCUGUCUUCGAAAUCCCAUUCAUCGCCAGUCCAAAACCAAAGGUCGAGUGGAAAUGGAGACCGAGAACACGUCCUGACGCCGAGCUCGGUGCACCUCAGACUCCACGAUUCAAGCCUGAUGUGGUGUCUGGAUUGACGUCACUUCCUGUGAGCAAGGUGAAGCGUGAGGAUGCUGGUGAGUACAGUGUGGUGAUCAGUAACGAGUUGGGUGAGGUGUCGGUGAGUAUCGAGUUGAUAGUGUUGGACAAGCCGUCAGUUCCGCGUAAUUUGGAGGUGAGUGAGAACACUGGUGAGAGUGUGUUGUUCAGUUGGAGUGAGCCAGAAUUCGUGGGUGUGGCACCGGGUGUUGAUGUGAGUCAGGAGUUGUUGUAUGUGGUUGAGAUGCGUGAGUCUAGUCAACGUGCUAGUCGUUCGGUGAGUGUGACGAGUGAGUUGAGUGUGAGGAUUGAUGGUCUUCAGUUGAACAAGUCGUAUGUGUUUAGUGUGGCGGCGAAGAAUGAUGUUGGUCAAUCGGAGUUUGCAGAGACGAAGUCAGUUUCCACUAGCUUGAAAUUCGGUCCUCCAAGUCCUCCGCUUAAUGUUGUUGCCUCUGUAAAUCCACCACGAGCUGAACCUGAAGAUCAGAUGAUCACAGUGAGUUGGUCGGAACCUGAAACGACAAAAUCCGAUACACCUGGAUCAACUCCAUCGCAUUAUAUUGUAGAGUAUCGUGUGGAUGAAGGACGUAGUUGGAAUCAGUUAGUUUGUGGAAAAGAAGUUGUUGGAUUGCAGUUGGAAUUUUCACCGAUUAAAGAAAGCAUGAGUGCUGGAAAGUCUUAUACCUUCAGAGUCACUGCUGUUAACAAAGCUGGUGCAGGUGAACCAUCAAAACCAUCGAAUUCUAUUGAACUGGGAGUAAUCCUUGAGUUUAUACGUCCAUUGGAAGAUUUGAUCAUCACUAAUGUUGAACCUAUCGAAUAUAAAUUAGAGUGUGAGUUAUCACGUAAACCAAGGACAAUGGUAGCAUGGACAAAAGAUAACAAACCACUAGUUGUACGACCAGAUGAUGAUCACAUGAAAUUGUCAGAUCAAGGGACAGUCCAGUCAGUUAUCUUUUCACGUCUGAUUGAUACAGAUGUUGGCGUAUAUGCAAUCCAAGUGGAGAAUAUCUCAUCUAAGUGUAAAUUGGAAGUCAAAGCUCCACCAAUCAUUCCAAUAUCUGAUAAAUUCGAGGAUCGUAUCACUCUAAAAGCUGGUAGUUCAAAAAUCCUAGAAGUUCCAUUUGUAUCUUCACCAAAGCCUAAAGUUAAAUGGACCUGGGCACCAAGCACUGAUAUUACGCAAGAACAAGUACCUAGAUUCAAACCAGAUGUAGUUGCUGGUUUAACCACAUUACCUUUAAGUCGUGUUAAACGUGAAGACAGUGGAGCGUAUAAAGUGACAAUAUCAAAUGAUCUCGGUGAAAUUUCUAUGACAACUUAUGUCACUGUCAUUGACAAACCAUCUCCACCAAGAAAUCUUACCAUUACGGAUGCAACAGAAAAUUCAGUCAUGUUCAAUUGGGAUGCACCACUCGGUGUGAGUGAAAACGAAUGUCUAGAGUAUGUUGUUCAAUACAGAGAUGCAUCUAAACGUUCAAGUCAACCUGUCAGUGUUUGUGUUACAAAAGAACUGAAAACAAAGAUAGACGGCCUUCAACUUGGAUCUCAGUAUAUAUUUUCAGUAUGUGCAAGAAAUGAAGUUGGCGAUUCUGCAUUUGCUGAAACUCAACCUUUCUUGAUUAAAUAUUCAUUCGAUACUCCUGAACCACCAGGUAAACCUCAGGUUACAAUUUUGGAAAGUGGUAAGGUUGCUCUGGAGUGGACGCCUCCUUUCUCAGAUGGCGGUUCUCCGAUAACAGAAUAUCUCAUAGAGAGUAUGAGCGAACGAUCACUUGGAAAAGGUCAGCGUCGUUCAUCAGUCUUCGGCGCGCGAGGACAAUGGAAUUCAUUGACUUCAGGUGUUGUAUUUGAACCUGAUAUUCAGCCUAAAGCUACAAUAACUGGUUUAUCUUCAGAAAUGCAGUACACAUUCCGUGUUUGCGCUGUAAAUAAAGCCGGUAAAGGUGCAUUUGGUCCACCUUCAGAUUCUUGCUUACCGAUGGUAAAACCUCCUAGAGUUCCAGGAAAACCUGGUCCAAUAACAUUGAAACCGUUGAAUGAGACAAGCGUCAAUUUAGUUUGGACACCUGGUCCAGUAAAUGAUGAUUUUGGUCCAGCUGAUUAUUACCUCGUUGAAGCUUGUGAAGCCGACGGAGAUGAAUGGAAAGAAGUCGGGAGAACAAAUAAACCAAAUGUUUGUGAUUUAGAUGUACAAAAUCUUGACAGUUCUACACGUUAUCAAUUUCGUGUUCGAGGAGUAAACAAAGAGGGUAUCGGUGAACCAUCUAAAAUAUCCGAGAAGAUUUGUUUGAAGAAAGAUGCUCCACUCUCUAUAGUUAAAGAGCUUGAAUCGAUUCAUUUGCAAGAGAUUCCACAAACAGUUGAAUUCGAAUGUCAUCUUUCAAAAUUGCCACAAAAAGUUCAAUGGUUUUAUAAUGGGAAACGUUUAGAUGCAUCAAAUUUACGUAAAUAUAGUUUCACAGAUGAUGGGAAAAUACAAAAAUUGGAAAUGUUGAAGGUUACACUGGAUGAUGUUGGUGAAUAUUCUAUCAAGAUUGAUAAGUUGGAAUCAAAGGCCACGUUUGAGAUAGAAUUACCACCGAAAAUUUGUCUCCCAGAUGAUUUCUCUGAUACAAUUGUACUCCCUCAAGGAGCUAGUUGUACUAUUGAUAUACCAUUUACUUCAUGCCCACCUGCUACUAGUAUUGUUUGGUACUGGAAUGGUAGUCGUACCUUACCCGAUCCUGCUAAACGAACUGUUCCAGACAAUGAUGCCAAAUCUAAAGCUGUACUUCGCCUUACUUCUGUAGAAGUCACUGAUGCCGGAGUUUAUGAAGCUGUUAUCACGAACCCAUAUGGGGAAGCAAAGGCCACAAUUACCUUGAAAGUUCUGGGUGCUCCUGGUCCAGUAACUUCUCUAGAAGCUCAUGUUGAAUCAACUAAAGAAGUGUCAAUUUUAUGGAAACCACCUAAAGAUGACGGUGGUAGUCCAGUCACAGGAUAUAAGGUUGAACAGCGUCAAUUAGCUGCUGAACCUGGAGGUAUGUUGCGUUCUCAGGCAAAGGAAUGGUCAGUAAUUGCAAACGUCAGCUGCAAAUCAAAAGUAGUAUCUGAUGAUGGAGAGGGAGAGUCAUUUGUACAUCGUGUUACAGGACUGACUGAAAAGGCAACUUAUUUGUUUGCUGUUUCUGCCGUCAACGACUGUGGAACUGGACCACGUAAAGAAAUAUCUGAUGGAUUGGUCAUGAAAUCUCCAUAUGAUGUACCAGAAAUGCCGAAAGAUCUUACAGCGAAACCAAUUGACAAAUCAACAAUUGAAUUAGAGUUCAGAUUACCAACUCCUCAUCUGGAAGCUCCAUUAACUGGUGUAAUCGUUGAAUAUCGUCCAAAAAAUUCAUCAAGAUGGAAGUCAGAAACUUUUGAACCAUCUUCUACUAUACAAAUAGGAAGACUAGAACCAAAUACAGAAUAUGAAUUUCGUGUCAGCUGUACUAAUGUGGCUGGACAGAGUGAACCAUCAAACAUUGCUAAAGCUAAAACAAAACAGUUACCAAAACCACCUGAAGCUCCAAAACUUGACAAUGCUACUCCAUGUAAUACAAAUUCAGUGAAAGUCGAAUGGUCCUCUCCAGAUAGUGACGGUGAUAGUCCUAUUACAUCUUAUCAAGUUGAAAUUUGUGAUGCUAAAGCUGGAAGUGAAGUUUGGAAGCCUAUUGAUGCUUUGAAUAUCGAUCGUGCUGAGCAGCGUCUACUGUCACCAGAUGAACAUAACUCCUAUGAAUUAACAAUCAAUAAUUUGGAUACUUCAAAAUCCUUUAAAUUCCGUGUCUUUGCUGUUAACAGCGUAGGGCCAGGUAAACCAUCGAAAAGUUCCCAGCCUAUUACACCUGGCGUUGAAGUUACCGUUGUCCGACCUUUGACUGAUGUUUGUUUCAAUGAAAUACCACAGCCUGGCACAAAAGUUGAAUUAGAAUGUGAAUUAAGUCAACCUAACUGCCGAGUAAGCUGGUUAUGCAACGGGAAACCAAUUGCGCUAGGCAAAAAGUAUGACUUCUCUCCAGAAGGGAAUGUUUAUCGUUUGAUCAUCAAUGAUGUGACACUUGAAGACAUGGGAACUUACGAGCUUAAUUACAAGAAAUUAAAAACACAAUGUAAAGUUGAAGCGAAAAUACCUCCAACACUUCUUGAAGACACUGAAGAAGACCAAACACGUCGUAUUAAUGUUGGUUCAAAUUGUGUACUAGAAGUACCAUUUAAAGCUUAUCCAAAGCCGUCAGUUAAAUGGCUUGCACAGGGUAUACCAGUCACUGAUGCAACUAGACGUUAUCAGGUGAAUAUAGUAGCUGGUUUAACAUCAUUGUCAAUUCAACGUGUACAAAAGGAAGAUGCUGGUAAAUUGGUUGCUUUAAUCGAAAAUGAACAUGGUAAACUCACCUGGAAAUGUGAACUAAUUGUAGUUGAUAAACCGGGUCCGGUAGAGAAUCUAACUGCUGAACCGAGCAGCAGCCGAGUUCAUAUGCUGCUUAGCUGGAAGCCACCGCGUAAAGACGCUGACAAUCCAAUAACACAUUAUGAAAUUGAAUAUCGUAAUUCAAAGCGUCGUGCCUGGCAAACACUUAAAGACGGUCCAUCAGAUGAUGAUGAUUUGUUUAAAGUCCCCGGUGAUGUUAAACAGUUUGAAAUACCAAUAACAGAGAAGGAAACAGCAAAUAGUCUAGCGCCUAAUACUGAUUACUACUUCCGCGUAAUAGUUGUCAAUGCUGUUGGGAAAAGUGAACCAACUGAAACACGCUCAGUGGUUCGAACUCCAUCAUUACCGAAACCGCCUAAGCUGAAAUAUGAUCCAACUCUAGAGACAAUUAAGAUAGCCGCUGGUCAAAAGCACGCUAUACCUGUCGAUGUGGAAGGUGAACCUACGCCAAAGAUAGAUUGGCGAUUUAUUCCUGACGGUCAGUCUAAAGAUUCCCAGUCUCCGAUUCCCAAUGAUGCACAAAGUGAAGCAUCUGGUCCAGAUCAAGAUGGUGUUAAUAAAGUCGCUAUGAAAUUCCGUAAAAUAUCAAGAUCAUGCGAUGGCACGUAUGUGUUAACAGCUGUCAACAGUGGUGGUGAGGCUCGUGCAGAAUUCCGUGUUAUUGUAUUAGGCUUGCCAGGUGCACCACUUGAACUAGUAGCAUCAAAUCUAUCAAAAACUUCAAUCCGUCUAAAGUGGUUACCGCCUACAGACACCGGAGGCAGUCAGUUGUUGAAUUAUGUUAUUGAACAGGCUGUAGUGAAGAGUAAUACAGCCACACCGUCUAGUGUUGGUUAUUGGGAGCCAGUAGCCCGUAAUUUACCAGUACAUGAAGCAUCUGACGGUUCAACAGGCUGUUUGUAUGAUAUCAUUAAUUUAGCACCAGAAAAGCAUAUGCUUUUCAGAGUGGCAGCUCAGAACAAACAAGGUGUUGGUGAAUUUGCAGCAACUAAAAGUCCGAUUUUAGUCACUUCACCACACAAUUUGCCUGGACCACCAAGAGAUUUGAAGGGUACUGUAGAUAAGGAUGGACAAGUCCACUUAGAAUGGAAACCACCACAACAGGAUGGCGGUGCAAAGAUUAUAAAUUAUAUUGUGGAAAAAUGUUCAUCUCUUAAAGAUGCUAAUUGGUCUGAAGUGAAUCUUCCUGAAUCACCUGAAACUGAACGAAUAAUAUCAAAACUUAGAGAUGGCAUCUGUUACUUCCGUGUGUCAGCUGUCAAUGAGGCUGGAAAAGGUUCACCCUCCAGUAUCAUUGAUUUAGAUGUGAAGAAAGGUUCUGAUAAACCUGAUCAGCCAGGUCAGCCAACAGUUGAGGUUAUUGCAGAUGGGGCUGUCCAACUACGUUGGUCACAACCAUUGAAUGAAGGUACCGGUGGACCGAUUAAAGGUUAUGAAGUUCAAAUAUGUGAAGUUGGUUCAACUAAAUGGAAGCCUGUUUCAUCAGACUUAUAUCCAGCGAAUGAAGCUCGUGUAACUGGAUUGGAUUCAACAAAAGAUUAUCUAUUUAGAGUGAUUGCUGUUAACAAUGCAGGAGCAAGUCAACCUUCUGAGCCGAGUAGACCCGUUCGUCCAGCUACGGAUGUGGAUUUCGUUCGUCAGUUAGAAAAUCAAUCCAUCACAGAGUUACCCUCUGAUGUUGUAUUCGAAUGUGAAUUGUCUCGACCAGGUAUGACACUGAUAUGGUCUAAGGAUGGACGUGAACUCAAUUUGUCAACACGAUGUGUGUACAGUAUUGUUGGUGAAGGCGAUAAAGCAUUUUGCAUUCAUCGACUAACGCUAAUCAAAGUUAGCCCAGAUGAACAAGGUGUCUAUAGUGCAAGAUUAGUGACUGGUAAAAAAACUGAAGCUAAACUGACUAUUGAAUGCCCACCGAAAAUAAAUUAUACUGGAGCAUUGGAGAUACAAUUACUCAGUGGUAAAAGUACAGUGAUUGAAGUGCCGUAUACAGGAGCACCAUUCCCAGAUGUCAACUGGUCAUUCAAUCAUGGACCUUUACCGAUUGGUGCAAAGCGUGAUUCUCCGCUCGCCUCAGUGGAUACAGUUUAUGGAUUGACAUGUUUACGUCUACGCCAUGUUACAAGAGAAGUUUCCGGGAGUUAUAAACUUCUGGUGAGUAACGACAUGGGCAAGGCAAGUUUAGAGAUUGUCGUAAAAGUGCUAGAUGUUCCUGAGCCUGUACGUCAACUGAAAGCAACUGUUCAAAAUCAACCGUCUGGUACUGCUUUACUCACCUGGCAAGAACCGAGAGAUGAAGGCGGUUCACCAAUUACUGGCUAUUUAGUUGAAAAACGUGAAGCGAAUAAGCGUAGCUGGACACCAUUUGGUUCACUGGUCAAAGAAUUGAGUUGUACUAUAGACGGACUGACACCCAAUACUGGUUAUUUCUUUAGAGUAAUGGCUCAAAAUGCAUCGGGUUGCUCUGAGCCCACGGAAACUGAUACAUCAGUUGUAAUUCCCUGUUUAACAAAGCCGCCUUCAGCUCCUGGAACGCCGGAAGCAAGUGACAUUGGGACAGAUUCAUGUCGUGUCAUCUGGGAGCCACCUAGUACAGAUGGUGGUGCACGCCUGACAUUCUACCAUCUAGAGAAAAGAGCAAAUCUUAAAGGGAACUGGGUGCGGGCCUGUGCAGAUAAACUGCCUGUCCUGCCAAACGAAGUUAAAAGUACUUAUGUGACAAAAGUUACUGGCCUUGUGCCAGACAAUGUGUAUGAGUUUCGUGUAGCAGCUGAAAACGCCGAUUUUAUGGUUGGUGAAUACUCUAAUCCAAGUCAUAGAAUUUCAACACAAUUACCAUUUUCUGUACCCGGAAAACCGUCAAGGCCUGAGGUUAAAAAUGUCACAGAGACAACUAUUGGUCUUGGAUGGAAAGCUCCAUAUGAUGAUGGCGGUGAUUCGGUGAAAAAAUAUAUUGUCCAAUACAAGAGCACAUCGUCAUCCGAAUGGAAAACUGCCAGUGAAAUGCCGGUUGAUUUGGAAUUCACUGUAUGCCAUUUGCAAUCUGAUGAACAGUAUGAAUUUCGGGUUGCAGCUAUCAAUUCAGCAGGUCAAGGACCAUGGUCUGAUACUUCUGAACCUUGUCACCCAGCUAAAGCCAUUGAAUCCGCCAAACCUUCUUUGGUCAGCCCAUUAAAUAAUAUAACGGUGUUAGUUGGCCAAUCAGUUGAAUUAAACUGCGAUUUCCAACUGGGUGAUCCAAAAGGAAAUGUGACUUGGCUGAAAGAUGGCAAACCAAUACGAAGUCAAGUCAAGUAUUCAACAAGUUCUACUUGGGAACGGAGAGCCAACCUGAAGAUAAAUCGUGCAAAGUUAGAGGAUGCAGGUGUGUUCAGUUGUGUAGCAGAGAAUCCAGCUGGUAAGGCUGAAACUACUUGUCGUGUUACUGUUGCUCAAAAGCCAACUUUACAGCUGGAAUUAGACAAAUCUGGAUCGAGUAAUGUAAGCGGAACAAUAGGAAAACCAGAUCAGUUAACUGGUCGAGUUGGUGGUUGUUUAGUACUGAAAGCCACCUGUGAAGCUGUCCCAGACUGUGAGUCAAUUGUAUGGUUCAUCAACGGGAAACAAAUUGAUUCAAGCUUGGAUUCAGAGUUGUUGUCUCGCGUAAUAGUUAACGAUACUCUUACAAGCCGAACUUCAAGUGGACCAAAACCCUUAGUUUCUGUAUUGACCAUCAGUAAUCUUUAUCUCUCUGAUGCUGGUGAUUAUGGAUGCAGUUGUAUGAAUGAAGUGGGAACUGCUCAAGCUGCUAUCAAAUUAUUAUUAUGUGAUCGUCCACAACCACCAAUGUCUAUUGAAGUAACUGAAAAUCGUGGCCAAGAUUGGAUAGAAGUUAAAUGGGAGAGACCAGCUAGUGAUGGUGGCUCUAAACUGACACGGUAUGUUAUUGAACGUCGUAUUGUCUCAGGUGGUCAAAAUACAUCGGUUCGUGAGACAAAUUGGUCUAAUGUUGGACAAACUGGACCUUAUGAUGAUCAUUUACGAAUUCAAAACUGUGUACCUGGAACAGUGUACUCUUUUCGUAUUUUCGCGGAAAAUGAAAUUGGUAUGAGUGAUCCCACAGAAAUAGAAUCACCCUAUCAAAUGAAAUCAUAUACAGAUGUACCAUCACCUCCAACUCAUGUCAAAGCAGAGCGUUCUUCACCGAGAGAAGCUAAAAUCCAAUGGCGUCCACCUACUAGUGAUGGUGGAGAUUCUAUUCAAGGUUAUAUGGUUGAACUACGCGAAUCACCAGAUCCAAAAAGUCAAUAUGCAUCACAAUGGACACAAGCUAGUCCAAAAUUGAUUAGAUCUGGAACUACUUUAAAAGUUGACGAUUUACACCCGGAUAUGUUUGUUCAAUUUCGAGUACGUGCUCGAAAUCCAGUUGGAUUUAGUGAACCGUCUGAACCAUCUGAAUGGAUUGAGCCUAUUGUAAAAGAACGUCGUGAAACUACCGAAGAAACGUCUCGACGAGAUGGUGUGACGAAGUUACCAAAAGAUACACAACCUCCAAUAGAUAUAUUACAAGAGGUUAUUGCUCUUAAAGAAGCAGGCCGUCCAAAGAAGAGUAUUGUUACAGAAGCGCCUAAUUUACAACUUCUGGGUGAAAGUAGCUAUCGUUUAAGACCAGGAAAUAACCUACGUGUUGGUGUACGUGUAGACUCUGGGUCUAAAGCCAAUGUCGAACUUUUAACAGCAAGUGGACAACCUCUACUGGGAAACACUCUUGGAAGAACUCGUGUAGAGCAAUUCGGUGAUGAUUUCUACGUAAAUCUACGUAAUAUCAGUCUUUCUGAUGCAGGCAGUUAUUGUAUAAAGGCGAGUAAUUCAGCUGGUGAAAGCAGUCAGUUAAUUCAUUUGACUGUUCUCACGGAACCCCUACCACCGAAAGCACCACUUUUAGCCAAAGUUAUUGAAAGUCCUAAAGAAUAUUCUGAAGGUGCAACUGUCGAGUUGACAUGGGGGCCUUCACCACUGCGUGAUGGGGAGUCAGUAGAACAUACUUCACCAGUUUUAGGCUAUUGUGUUGAACGACGUGAAGGUCAACGCCGACAACACUUUAAUUAUCCUAUUCAGUUAAAAGGUGCUGACAAAUUAUCUGUAAGAAUAAAUGAUUUGAAACCAGGAGUUGAAUAUGUCUUCCGUGUAAGUUCAUACAACGAUGUUGGAGCCAGUGAACCAACGUAUUCAGAACCACUUGUAAUUAAGUCACCCUACGGUGUUCCUGAUGCUCCUAAAGGACCAUUGGUUUGCUCCGAUUUAACGGAUUCUUCCCUAAAGCUCAGUUGGUUGCCGCCUGAGGAUGAUGGUGGUCUUCCCGUGAAAAGAUACUGCAUUGAGAUUAAAGAUGUUGGUCAUCCAGCUGGAUGGAUACCUUUAAGUACUGUAUCAGCAGAUUCUACUUCUUACUUGGUCAGUGGUUUGCAACAAGGAUUUGCUUAUCGAUUCCGUGUAAGAGCUAUCAAUGAUGAAGGACCAGGUGAUUGGUUAGAAACAGACAAAUCCAUACCUUUCCGUCGUCCUGUUACAAAUCCAUCUCAACCUGAGGGACCUUUACGCAUGCUACCAGAUGGUGAUAAAGCAGUCCGUUUGACCUGGAACGCCCCAUUAGAUGAUGGUGGCUCUCCUAUAAAAGAAUAUAUAGUAGAAGUAUGCAUGGAUAGAUCAGGAGAACACUGGCAACCUGUUGGGGAGGUACAAGGCCUAAGCAAGCAUGUUGAAAAUCUUGUUCCAGAUGGGAUUUACAGUUUCCGUAUCACUGCACGUAAUGAAGAUGGUAAAGUUGGUCCACCUUUGUACUCAGAAAUCUACAAGCCGGGAGCACCUAUGACUCCACCUGGACAGCCUGUUGGUCCACUCAAAGCUACUUGUACUGGAAUCGGUCAGGUGAGAUUAGAAUGGAAACCUCCGGUAGUUGGCGGACGAAGUGGUUGUGGAGUACCUGAUGAAUAUUUAGUUGAACGCUAUGAACCUAAGAAAGCACGCUGGGCAUAUGUAACUCGGCAGAGUGCUUCUGCCGGAACAAGUUUAGUGGUCUCUAAUUUGCAACCGGGUUCUGAAUGUCAAUUCCGUGUACGAGCUGAAAACAGAGCUGGUUCUGGUCCUUUCCUCGAAUCCGACCGUCCAGUUACAAUCAUUAGCCCAUUCAAUCCACCAGGUCCACCUGAAGGUCCGAUGAAUAUAUCAGAAGUUCAAAUGGGUGCCAGUCGAGCAGACUGUUCAGUUCGUAUUUCAUGGAGACCUCCUAUAGAUACAGGUGGAUUACCACUUAUACGUUAUAUUGUACAAAUGCGUUAUGCUAAUACACCAGGUUGGCACAGAGUAACUGGGGUUCAAAGAACAAUUAGUACAGAUGAAGUUAGCAGCAAAUUAGACACAGGAAAGAUAGAUUUAGCCACCAGUUCGUUGGUGACUGGUUUAAUGCAAGGUCAACGUUACGUUUUUCGGGUUGCAGCGGUGAAUGAAGUUGGAACAGGUGCAUUCUUAGAAUCUGAAACAUUUGAAAUGCCUGAAGAUGAUAGCUGCAAACCUAAAGCAGACUGGGUUCGUAUUGCCGGGAAAUCAGCUGACAGUGUGACUGUGGAAUGGCUUGUUCCUCACGACUGUCGACAUGACCAUGGACCUAAUCGUGCACAUCACUUAGCCAUAGAUAGUUUUCGUGUAUUUGUUCGACCUGCAACAACUCCUCAACCAAGUGAUGCAUCUCAGUGGAAACAAGUGGCUGAAUUAGAUCAUUAUUUGAAUCGUUUAGUAGUGGGGAAUUUGAAACCAAAUCAAUUUUACUAUUUCGGUGUAGCAGCUGUUAAUCAAUCUGGACAAGGUGAAAUUAUUUCUACUAAAGAGCCUGUUUGCCCAGAAGCUAUUACAACUGUACCAAGUCAACCGAUUGGACCAUUACAAGUAUCGAAUAUAACAGACAACAGUUGUCAGUUGUCAUGGUUAAGUCCUGCAAGUGAUGGUGGCAGUCCAAUAUUGGGCUAUCGAAUUUAUAAACGUGAAAUGUAUCGUCGUAGUUGGCAAGAAAUUGGACGCAUAACUGAAUUAUCUGGACUAACCAGUUCAAGACAAUUACAAUUUCAAGUACAAUACUUAAUGCAUGGUACAGCCUAUGAGUUUCGUGUUGUAGCUGAAAAUAAAAAUGGUCUCUCUGAACCAUUGGACACUCAAGCUCAAGUUCAUCCGAUUAAACAGACUGGUGUCCCAGGACCACCAAGAGGACCAUUGCGUGUACGUGAAGUUCCUGGCAGUAUUGGAACGCUUGAAUUAUCAUGGUCACCACCACAUGAACUUGGAGGAUUACCUAUACUUGGUUAUCAACUGGAAGUUCGCCAGGGUCGUUCAUUCAACUGGAAACCAUAUCCAUUGUCUGGUGAACUUAUAGCUUGCGGACCUGAAUUCAAAUUCCAACCGUCACAUAUUAUCACGGAUAUUCAACCGAAUAAGGAAUACUUUUUCCGUGUAUCAGCUGUUAAUAAGGAAGGUGUUGGUUUACCACUAACUGCUGAUGACAGUUAUGUGAAAAAUAUUAAUUUAGCGCCACCGAAACGCGUAAUGGGUCGCCGUAUACCUUCGGAUGAAACUGAUAGCCAAAGUUAUGUUAAACCAUUAUUACAAGUUUCAUGGGAAUGGACUCCUUUAAUGGCACAUGAACCUCAACCAACAGGUUUCCAGAUUGAACGGCUUGAUAUAGCAUCUCGAAGUGCAAAAUGGGAACCGAUUGAUUUUGUUCCAAUUAACGACCGUUCUCAAACAAAUUACACUCACCAGUCUGUUUCUCCAAGUCUUGAUGGUAGUUACAAGUUUAGGGUGUAUACUACAUACAAUGAAGGUGCCAGUCAACCAGUUGAAUCAGGUGUCGUUUUGGCUAGUCAACCAUCAGUAGGACGGCCUGAUUCACGUGAAACUAGUCAUUAUAUACCUCCAGUUCCAUCAGUUACGCUAAGAUCUGAUAGUAGAUUGGGCUAUGAACUUGAAUGGGAAGCUCCUGAAGGCCGAGGAGCUGAAGAAAUUCGUGGGUUUACUCUAGAAGACUGGGAUUCAAAGAAGCAGAAAUGGGCACCACUGAUAGAAAUCCCAGCAACUGCACCUCGACAGUUAUCUUUGGCUGCACCUUAUACUCCUGAUAAAGACUAUAAGAUGAGAAUCAUCAGCCAUGGUGCAACUGGAAAGUCGAUACCAACUGAAUUUGGUCUGUAUCAAAGCCCAAGAGAGUCUGCAUUAUCUAAACCCGUAUCUAGAGACUGGACAACACUACCAAGCACAUCAGGUCAUCCAUCAUCUGCAUUAUACCCCGAAAGAGGUUUUCCACGCAGAGAAAUCGAUGAUGAUUUUGAUUUGGAAUUAGCUAUGAUUACAGGAUAUGAAUCUGGAUCUGUGGAUGUAGAUGAAUUUAUUCGUUCUAGGCGCCAAAUAGCUCAAGACAUAACUCAGCGUACAGCUACACCAUAUCGCACUCCAUCGUCCUUAGGAAGACUCAGUGUAUUAGAACGAGAAGGACUGGACUUAAAUCGUAUUGAAAGUUCAUUAUAUUCAACUGGGAGGUUGACCGCUCGUCCGGGAACUUCUACUCCAUCAGGAUUACUAAUUACAGACCAACUAAGAGCACAAAUUGUAAGUCCUACUUCCGUUCAUCUCAGCUGGCCUGAACCAAGUGGCCUUUUAGCUCCUGGUAAAAUUAAUCUCUAUGACAUACAGAAGUGGGAACCUACUUAUGCUAGAUGGGUCUCAAUCGCAAAGGCUCCAUCCAGAGUUACGGACUACACAUUGACUGGUCUCCGAACAACAGAUGAAAACGGCUGGUGGUUCCGUGUAGUACCUUUGGGUCGUGAUGGAGAGUCUGUUGGUGCACCAUAUCAGAUGGCUAAACCACUUUAUCCUAGAUCCCAACACGCUACAGUACCUUCUUCUGUCUGGGGUGUAGAGAUUUCCCCUGCUUAUGGUCUAAACAAUAUGGAUAAGCGUACAAUUCAAGUUAACUGGAUGCGGCCUAGCAAUGAUGGUGGCUCUGAUAUUCUUGGCUAUCGUCUAAUAGUAUAUGAUGCUGAUACAGGUGACGAUCAAGAGAUAGUUGUAUCUCCAAAGUUCUUGAAUGCUAAGAUCGAUUCUUUAGAAGCUUUUCAUGUCUACAGAAUAACUAUCACUGCAUUCAACCGCGUCGGUGACUCGAUUCCAGUUACCUCAACUGUACCUCUACAUCCCGAAACACCUGGUCUACCACCUUUACCUCUACCUCCAAGUGACUUCCGAGCUGUUUUAGCUGAUCAAUUCGGCAAAGAGUAUUGUAGCUGCAUUUUAUCUUGGAAACCACCUUCACUGAUCUCAUCCCCUGUAGACUUUUAUGUAAUUGAAAAAUGGAGUUCCCAGUCUAAACAAUGGAUUCCAUUCAAAAAAGUUACUGCUGAUAUACAUGAAAUUGAGGUUACUCAUUUACUUGACGAUGUGGAUUAUGGUUUUAGAAUACGAUCACAAAAUGUCAGUGGGCUAAGUGAGCCAUUAUGUCUGAAUACUCAUAUUCGACCAAACUUAGCAAAAGAGAAGAAUAUUCUUGCUUUACCUCCACCAGCUCCUGGAGGACCUUUGGAAUUGAAGCCAAUUUCUACACCAAAUGAAGGUUUAUCAAAACUUAAGGAAGUAACAGAGAUUGCUAACCGUGUAAUGGAGUUAUGUUGGAGUCAACCAACUCUCCUACCAGAUGAAGUAGGCCCGAUCAGAGGUUAUGUUAUUGAGGCCCGACGAAGUGGUCAAGAGAACUGGGCACUACUUGGACGGCUUCCAGUAACAAGAGAUAGAUAUUGGAAUAUUGUUUUUGGUCCACAAAAUACUAGUUAUAGCAGAAUGCCAUCAAGUCAGCCUUUACAUCGUCCAGCUUCUACUUUGACUGAAUACUCUGAUGUAUGGGAUAGGAGCAUCCCACAAUUACUCGCCAAAAGUUAUCCUUCUACAUCAAUGUUACCAGGAGAGCCUAAAGAUUAUGAAUUUCGUUUAUAUUCAGAAAACGAAUUCGGCCUAUUCACCCUUGAAUAUUCGCCUAAAUUUAUAUCACCUCCUAGAGGACCCAUUCAAAUAGAAACCAGACCAAAAUCUUCUUCGUAUCAAGACAGAAUUCAAAAGGGAAGUGAUACUACAACUCCAGAAGAUUUGGUUUUAAGAUGGAAACCUCCGUAUGAUACAACGAAUAUUUCCAGCUAUGAAGUGGUUUACAGGACACCAUAUGAAAUGAAAUGGCAACCUAUUGGUAGAACAGGUCUCUCUGAUACAAGUUUAAGAAUACCCAGUUCAUUGUUACAUGAUUUUCCACAGACUGUUCAUGUUGGUGUUCGUUCUGUCGGAGAAUAUGUUCCUGAAUUGGAUAGACGUCCAUAUUCCGAGACAGUUGAAGAAGUUUUGUCCAUUCCACAAAGUAUUUUCACCUCAUCAUCUUACCAACAUAAACCUUAUAAGACUACAAAAGACGAAUUCAGUCUACGACCACCAUCAGAAGUUCGUGCAAGUGUUUUCAAAUAUUCUCCAGAUAAAGAAAGUCCUGAAGAAGUGGCUGUUGCUUGGCGUCCACCAAGUGAAAAGUCUGUAGUACAAAGAGGUUUAGAUAGCUCACCAGAUUCUUACUUGAUAUUAUCCAGAGAGCUGGGUCAUUCUGAAUGGAAAGAGAUUCAAACUAUUCCUAGCGAUCUCACCAACACUCACAUUAGAUCAUCAUUACUACCACAAGGUCGAGACAUAUAUAUUGGUGUUGCACCUGUUCGUGGUAUUCAAAUAGGGCCAAUUAUGUCCACCUUGGAUACCAUUAAAUUAGCAGAGCCCGCAAAUUCACGAAGAUUUUCCUCAAGAAGUUCCUUACCAUUUAUUUCUGGUGAGCCGUUAACUGUUUUACCCGAUGGACCAGAUGCAAUACGAGUACAGUGGAAACCUACUGAAGCAUUGAUAAGUAAACUACCUGAACGAGGUAUUUCAGAUUAUCGAUUGGAAAUGAGGCGCCCGUAUGACUUAGAAUGGAAAUCAGUGAAAAUACCAAAGAAUAUAGAUUUGAUUAAUGGAAUCUCGCCUAUAACAAGUGCAUUGGAAUACAGAUUGGAUAAUUUGAAGCCAGGUGAACGUAUUGAGCUAAGAAUAGCUACACGACCAGGUCGUUCUGGACCACCAAUUCCAGUAACUGAUACUCUGUUCUAUCAGUUUAUUCCUCCUUAUGAUGUCCCAUCGAAACCGAGAGGACCAUUAAUGAUCGAUGUGCUGCCUGUCUAUUCGCCUAUUUAUUCAAGAAGACCAUCAUCUGUUCUAGAACGAAAUGAGUUUUCAUCACCACUUCCUGCUCAACCAACAUCACAUACGGAUUCAAAGAGUAUUGAGCUGAAGUGGCAUGCUCCUAUCGACACAGGUGGCCUACCGAUAACAGAAUAUGUUAUAGAACGUCGUGGAGGUCCAGUCAAAAGUUUUACGAAUGAAUGGAUUCCAGUAUUAUCCGUUUCAGGAGAAACAACUACGGCAAUGAUUCCAAUCCCAAGUACUGCAGCUAAUACUUCUCCCUAUUCAUUUCGUGUUCGAGCAAUUAAUCGUAUGGGUGCAAGCAGUCCAUUAGAAACUACAAGACCAAUUGACUUUGGAACAUUAUUGUCAGAACAAAGUAGUCGGCCUUCUUCAAGAGCUGGUUACCGAUCACUACCACCUGCUGCUCCAGUUGGUCCUUUGAGGUCGGAACUGCUUCCUUUUGAUUCAGGUGUACAUCUAGAAUGGCAACAUUCUGUAAAAAGUCCUUACAAAUUAGAAGAAUCACCAUUGCCAUCCACUUACGUAAUUGAAGCUACCGAAGCCAGCAGGCCAGAUGCACCUUGGAUCGAAGUGGGUCGUGUCCCAGGUACUGUGACAUCUGCUGAUGUCCGGCUUUUACCAUCUUCGUAUAGAAGUGAACCGACGGAAAGGCUACCUUCUUUGGAUAAGUACCAAAUACCUCCCACUCUGCUCUAUCGAGUAAGGGGAGAAAACGACUUUGGUUCAAGUGCACCACUUGUGACGCGAAUCGAACCGCCCAGUAGAUCUGUAUAUGAUUUUAAACCUGAGUUUGAACAUUUGCGAUUAAGUCCUGGUCGCCUCGAAGCUCGCUUACUGCCAACACUGUCAGCAUAUCAAAUGCCUCAAAUAGAACUUCGAUGGCCCUCUGUAGCACCCGAACACAGGAGGCCAAGUUUACCCCUUACUGAUAGUUCACAUAUUCGUCCAUUCACACCAGAUACAAGUUAUCUUGUGCAAGUUAGAAAAGCUGAAGAUAUUGGCUGGAAAACAAUAGCCACUUUACCAUAUGGACAGGAAAAAUUCAUUUAUUAUCCGAAGAUAGAGGAAAUAUCUUACAGGCCCCGAUCUAGUUUAGGUUCAAUUAAUAAACUUGAAGAGAAACCAUUAUUUGAAGGUUAUCAAUUUCGAGUGGCUCCAAGAAGUCAUUUUGGUAUUGGAAGAUUUCUCGAGUCAGAUGUAAUCAGCUGGAAUGCGUCACCUUCAAGACCUAGUGAUUUCAAAACGAUAACGUCACCUGGACCUGUGGCGAUGGAACUUAUGGCUCCACUUGUCCCACAAUCAGUAUUGCCUUCACCUGAGCGCUUCCAUUUGGUUGAUGUAUCUAUGGGAACACCUAGCGGAAGUAUUGAAGACAGAUUGGGAAGUGUAAUACUACGCUGGCAUCCUCCGUCUGGCAUGCCCUCAACUUUACGUUCUACCGCUGAUUUCGUUGUGGAAUCAUGGCAUCCAGACAAACACGAAUGGUGGCCCGUGGCUCGACGACCAGCAGCAGUUAGUGCAGAAUCUGUACCAGGAAGAUAUGAAAUAAGAGUGGAUAACCUGCCUCUUGGGAAAACUUAUCACUUCCGAGUUCUAACAGAAACCAGAGAUGCUCGCAGUGAACCAAUUACACUACCACAGCCUGUUUUUCUUCCCCAGAUGGAUAUUGAAAGAAAAGCAAUACCUGCUCCUCCAUCUCAUUUGAGAGUUUCAUCGUUAAGUGGUGCUUCCAAAGGUGCUUUAUUAACUUGGCUUCCGCCAACCACUGUAACCUUUGCCGACCGUCGCAGGGAUCUAGCAUUAUGGUGUCCUCCAUCUGGCUAUGUACUGGAAUACUGUACUUUACCAUCGAAAGAAAGUGAACCGACCAGCUGGAAACGUUUAGCAGAGCUAGAGGCGUGGGAGACUUCAUAUCAAACCAAUGAUUUAGAACCCGGUAGCAGAUAUUUAUUCCGUAUAAUGUCACGCGGACAGACUACAGAUUCACAUCCUAUAACACCAUCAAGAAUCGGAAGACUUAGUCGAAGCGCAAUCGAUUCAAGUGUUCUUAGCGAGGCAAUUCACUCGGAAAUAUUUGAAGUGCCAAGGCAAACAAUUACUAUACCAAGACUAACUGGUGAUUUAACUGUAAAACCAGUCUCUACUGAUUCGCCGCUCACAUCAUCUGUCUCCUUGAAUUGGCAUCCAGCAAGUGAAUCACUAACCGGCUACAUACUGGAUUUAUACGAUAUAAACGAACCAACUGGUUGGAGAACAAUCACCAGAAUGAAUGCAAAUGAAGUGAACUAUCCAUUCCGUGGAGUUACUGUAACCGGUUUAAUACCAGGACAUUCAUAUCGAUUCCGUGUUAUCCCCUAUAAAGAUGAUUUAUUCGGUCGACCCAUAGAAAGCCUUAAGGCUCAUACUGUGCCAAAAAUAUCAGAAUAUGAUGCCAUAGACUAUGACUCGUUAAUCAUUCCAUCACCUCGAGGUCCUCUGAAUAUUGACUCAGUCAGUGAUGGUUUCGUUCGCUUAAGCUGGCAACCAGUGCAAUUAAGAAGUACAUCAACAGAUGAUAAUAUGCAUCUACGUAAAUUAAGUGAUCACAUUGAGUAUGUUGUUGAACAACAAACUCCAACUAGACGAUUUUGGUUAGAAGUUGGUCGAACACGUUCAACAAAUUAUGUUUUACCGGUUAGCAGUAAUACAGUCAGAUUCCGUAUACGUGCAGUGUUAUCUGACAUUACAUCUACUAUUGAGAAACACACCAACUAUUCAUUAUCAUAUGAUGGUUUAAUAUCCGACUGGAUUCAUUCAGAUGAUGAAAAUAUUGAAUUCAGACAUAUUCCUCGUCUUGACGAAACUCCAAGAAGACGAUUGUCUACUGAUGUAGCAUUCGAUAUUGGUCGAAUAGUACCAGACAAACUACGUGUUCUUCAUAUUGGUCCGACUUCUGCUUUACUAGGAUGGGAUUCUUUGACAAUGGAUGAAGAAAAAAUGUAUCCAGGCUAUCUAAUUCUAGAACGAUGUACUAUAGAUGAGUACAAGCCUAGUAUUUGGGAGCCAAUCGCAAAAGUUCGUGCUUCUGAAACAUCUUAUGAAGUGCAUGGAUUAUCUUCUGGUACCACAUACAAUUUUCGUUUAGUUGGUUUUGAAGAAUCCACUAGAACACGCAGUAAAAAAUUCUGUCAAUUGACCAAACCACUUACAACACUUGGACGACGUGACUCACUCGAUGAAGUUGUAAAAACACGAUGGAUCGAUAAGCCUAGACAAUUCAGUGCUAGUGGAAAAAUUGACGGAAAUCAAGAAGGCAUUAUGUUAACAUGGAAAGCUCCAGAAAUGCCUAAUCGACUAGACGAGAAACUGCUUUAUAGAAUAGAAGUAAGAAGUUGUAAUUUCUCUGGGGAACCAAUCACUCCAUGGACAAAAGUUGUCUCAGAAUUAAAAUCCACUCAGUAUUUUGUUAAUCAUACAAAGUUGGAUAAUAUCUUCUCUAAACUUGACCAGUUACCAGGUUACAAAGGUAUUGGAAUACAAUCUACUACUAGAAGAAGGUAUACAAGAUCAAUUGAUUUAGAUCAACAACAAUGGCAGUUUCGUGUAUUCUCUGAACUCGAUGAUAGACAGAGUUUGCCAGCGGUUACACUAACUCCGAUAACAUUAAUUCCCCCAACUAAACGAAGUUCACUACGUUUCUUAAAUUUGAAAGACGAUCGCAUUAUUUACGCUGUACAUGGACAAAAACUGGUUCUAUCUGUGGAAAUUGAAGGGGAACCGAAGCCUGAAGUUACUUGGUAUUUGAAUCACAUACAAAUAGACGACAGAAUUUUGCCUGGUUGUCGUGUUGCUCAAGUCGGAGUUGGUGUAUAUGAAUUAACCAUUGAACGAGUCCAGCAAGGUCAUGCUGGUUUCUUAGAGUGUCGUGCUUGGAAUAUAUACGAAUCCAUUUCUGAAACUUGGGAAUUGAUUGUAUCAGCUGUGCCGCGAUUCAGCCGUCUUGGUUGGGCUGCACAACCUCGUGAAUAUGAGUUAAGACAUGGAGAUAGCUGGUAUUUACGCAUUCCAUUAGAAGGCUUAGAUUACAUACAAGAUCACGAGUGGAUAACAAAAGUUUGGUUUGAACGUUUAAGUCACCUUACACCUGGUCUGUCAGUUGAACCGUUAGAAAAUCGUGUUCGAUUGAAUCUCUCAUGUGGUUGUCGUUGGAUUGAAGUUAUUGUUGAUAAAUUGAAUCUAGCUGAUACCGGACUCUAUCGUUUAUGGAUACAGAAUCAAGCUGGACGAGAUUAUAUUGAUAUACGUUUACGUAUCGCUGAUAAACCGCAUAUUCAAUUACAAAAACCUCGAGUAAAACCACAUGGUCCAGGGACAUUGAUCAUCGAAUGGGAUCCACCACUGAUAAAUGACCGCUUAGAAUCCCUAAUUAAAUUCACUGGCUACCGUGUAGAAUACUGUCGUGAUGAGCCUGGAGAAGAUUGGUGUCUGCUGGGUACUACGUCUGCUGAUCAAACCAGUUUUGUUGCACGUAGCCAACUACAAAAGGAUGUGAAUUAUCGUUUCAGAGUACGACUAGAGAACUGGCAUGGAUUGGGACCAGCUAGUGAGCCUUCAGAUGUUGCACAGCUGCCAGUACAUCGUUUCACAGAAGUUUUGAAUCUCAGCGAUAUGGAGUUCCGUCAUUAUACAGAUGGAUCAUUUGAUUCACGUUAUGAUAUCAUGGAAGAAUUGGCUCGUUCUAAAUAUUCUGGCCUAUACCGACUUGCAGAACGUUCAACUGGUCAAACAUGGUUGGCUACUAUUAUAGAUACAACUCCAUCUGCUUUAUACAAACGUCCAGCUAGUGCUUUAGGUAAACGCGAUAUCAGCUAUCCUGAAUUACCUCCAAGACCAGUUAGCGUAUUGGAUAAUGAGCGUAAUGUUCGCAGACGUGCUUCAUAUGAUAUUUCAAGAUAUACCAGUAGACAUGAUAUUACUGACUGGGAACAAGAAAAGGCUGAACGUGAAUUGAAACUGUUUUCGCGUAUCCAACAAGAAAGUUUUGCACAUCUACAUGAGGCUUAUACAGAAGCCAAAAGAACUAUUUGUGUUAUGGAAGAUGUUACAGCCGGUGAUACAUUGUGGCAUCAAUUGGAUCGACGUAUUACAGUGACUGAGCAUAAAGCAGCAGAUAUAUUACGUCAGCUAUUGGAUUUAACAUCUCAGAUACACAAAAGUGGUCGUGUACAUCUUGGUUUACAACCAGAAAAUAUAUUCUUUACUGACCAAUCGAAGCAACGUAUUGCAUUGGCUGAUUUAGGACCAAUACAGACACCAGUGGGUGAUAAACCUGUUCGUUUAUCAUUCCGUUCUAUGGUGUACAUCCCACCAGAAUUGACUAGUUCUAUGCCGAUUAGUAAAUCAGCACGAAUCGGACAAUCUGCUGAUAUGUGGUCGUUGGGUCUGUUACUCUAUCAAAUGACUACUGGUGAUACAGAAGGAUUACCAGAGCCAGAGAAACUUGAAAGAAUGCACUAUUCUUCAAAAAUGGUCGAUUUUACCAAACGUCUACUGCAUACUGAUCCUAAAAAGCGAAUGACAGUUCAACAAGCAUUACAACAUCCAUGGAUAACAAGCAUGACAAGUAAUAGAUAUGAUACAGUUGAAGAUAGUGAUAAAAUUAAGCCUUUAUCACUGCCAAGACCACCAUCAUCAAAUCUAUCACGAAAUCUUGAAUCACAAUUACACGAUGAAGUUAUUGAAGAUGAUAUAGCUGAAAGAAUCAACAAACGUGCUUACACAAGACUUCUACGCUGGCUAGACGCAAGUUAUAUACACGACAGUAUUGAUAGUGAAACAAUUGAAACCUCAGCUAUUCGUAAAACAUCAAGAGGAUCUAUUCUGGAAUCACGUCAACGUUAUUACAAUGAUUAUCCAACUUCAUCAUCAAAAGAAUCUGAAGAGAUUGUUGUACACGCUAGAAUAACACCACGUGGACAAGCACCUGAAAUAUUGACACCUAUGGGUUCAGUUACUGCAGCAGAAGGCAGUACAACAAUGUUACGUUGUGCAGUUUACCUACCGAAGACAAGAAAAUCAUCACAUCCAACUGAUCAAAUGAGUGAUUUACAGAUACGUUGGUCAUUAAAUGGUCGAGAAUUAAAUGUUGGUCAUCCAUUACCAUCACUGAAAAGUCCACCUACACAGCAUUAUACAUGCACUUACGAUACAGAGACUGGUGACAUUAAACUGCAUAUCAAUAAUGUUACAGUAUAUGAUGCUGGUACAUAUGAAGUAACUAUUAUCGGUAGAUAUGGUCAAGUAUCGGAUUCAGCAAACGUCAAGGUUUAUGAAUCGACUCCACGUUCCAGUAUUAAAUCAGAUGUAUAUGUAACAAGUGAAUUGGGUGCACGUAUUUUAUUACCACUAGUCGAUAUGACAAGUACACAUGGCAGUAAAAUACAAAUGAAGGCUAAGGUCUGCGGAAUCCCACUUCCUCGAUGUACAUGGUUCCACAAUGGUAUACCGAUUACCGGUUCAUCACGUCGACGAUUCUACCAGGAAGAAUUAAAUGGUCCAUCAGCUUCUGAGUUAAUGCUAAAACUUGAAAUAUCUGAAAUUACUACGGCAGAUGCUGGACUCUACUCUUUAGUAGCUACAAAUAAGUAUGGAUCACAGACAUGUUCCGCAGUCGUCGAAGUAUUCGCUUCUCUUGAUGAAGGCUUUGAAGCACCACACUUCUUGAAAGAGUUGACAAGUAUUACAGUUGUUGAAGGAAGUGCUGCACGUUUUGAAACAUGUGCUCGUGGUCAACCGGCACCAACAAUCCGCUGGUUAAAAGAUGGAAAACCGUUAUUAACAGAUGGUGUACGCAUAAGUGUUUCACAAACAUCUAUUGAAAGAUCAGGUACUAAUACAUCUAGUCAUACACUUUUAAUACGUGAUGCUAUAACACGAGAUAGUGGAACGUAUACAUGUAUUGCAGCAAGUUCAGCUGGUACAGCUAUCACAGAAGCUGCAUUGCACGUAAGAGGAUUAUUUGGUCGUGGAGGUCAUAUGGGUUCAGACAUGCUUAACGGUGGAAUUCGACAUCGCCACCCUGAGUUUACACGCCGUCUCCGCAAUCAACAGGUUAAUUUGGGCAGCACUAUACGCUUAGCAGCAUCAGUAUUGGCUCAACCAUCUGCAACAAUAGUUUGGGAGAAAGAUGGUGCUGAAAUCCCCACAGAACCGUCUAAUGACCCAAGAAUUACUGCUAAGAACCAUAGCGGUCAUCUGGAACUACGUAUUGAAGAUGUUAAUAAGGACGAUUUGGGUCGAUAUACAGUUAUUGCAUAUAAUGCUGCAGGUGAAGCUCGUUGUUCGUGUAUUCUGCAAGCGACCGCUAUAAUGGAGAUUCAAGUGCCACGAUUUACUAGAGAACUUAGAGAUUAUACUGCUUUAGAAGGCACAACACUGUGCUUAGAAGCGACAGCAGUCGGUGAACCGAUACCUGAAUUCAAGUGGGAGAAAGAUGGCUUCGAAAUACUACCUGAUGAAUCUGGUCCACCGCAUAUUAUACCUGGUACAAAUGGCAGUGGUUUAGCUUAUCUACGUAUUCAUAAUGUACGCAGUUCAGAUGCAGGUUUAUAUCGAUGUACUGCUUACAAUAGAUUCGGUCGUGAAAGAACAACAUGUUUUGUAUAUGUUGACCCAAUAGGUCAGAAAGGUGAAAGACGACCAGGAAUGAUGAAUGGAUCAUUUACUACAGCCUAUCAUCAGUCUACAGAUUCUUCACUGUCAUUACUGUCUUCACAUUUAUCUGAAAGUGGUGCAAAAGCAUCACCACAUGACCAUGCAGAUUCACCUAAGCUAACUGGAUACAUAAAUGUGUUACGCUCACUGCCGAAGGCUAUUGAAGUUGAAGAAGGUGAUCCCAUAGAACUGACAUGUCAGAUAAAUACAAAUCUACAUUACAUUCCCACAUGGAGUAAAUCAGGUCGAACGUUAACUUAUGAUGGUCGUAGAAGAAUAACACGUAGUAAAGAUGGUGAACUUACACUGGCUAUUGAUCACGCUAUGUCAAAUGAUGAAGGACGUUAUACACUGACACUGGAAGCAUCCGAUGCGAAUGCACCGAAAGAUUUAGAGCCUAUUGUGCUUGCUACUCGUGUUGAAGUUAGAUCGAAACAGAAAUCACGUUAUGAUACAAGUUCUCGUGGAUCAUCUCGUGCUAAUUCUCGAGCACCAAGCAUUACAGCUAGUCGAAACUCUAGAGAGCCGUAA